AUGAGGAUAACUUGUAUAGUGGCAGUUCUUGUCCAUUUUUUCUUAAUUACACAUGCCCUUUUACCAGUGAAGGAUUUCCGAGUCAAAGGCCUUGCCAACGAGAUCCAAGGUGUCAAGUCAAGGGCAGUCGUGAAUUCAUGGUCGGAGCAAGUAUUGUCAUAUUCUCCAGAUGUUGUAUUCACAUCGCUUAACAAUACACAAGUGUUAUACACAGACGAUACAAACUCGAUCUAUUACAUAUACCUUAUCCUUGACGACGGGCAUGGCUACAAGCAAAGAUUCCCCUUGUUGUUGGACACAGGUAGUGCAGUCAGCUGGAUCUACAACCAAUCAUGUACUUCCAACAGCUGUCAAAACAACAACGUCACCAAGUUUAACUACAAUGGUAACUUAAAGUUGGGUUCUACAUUUAGCAUCACAUAUACUAAUGACCAGGUUGAUGGCACAUACAUAUCCAUUGCCGAAAACAAUAUUAACAUGCAAUUGGGGAGGGUCACUUCUGAUUUCAAGGUACAAGACUUUAGUCUUGGAUUAACUAGUGAUUCACCUUCUAUUUUCAACGGGUUUUCUGUUAGUGGGAUUCUCGGAAUUACCACCGAUAGCAGUGACGAGAAUAUCGUCAGUCAAAUGUACGAUAGUGGGUUAAUCAACAAAAAGGUGUUUGGAUUAUACUUGACUAAUCCAGGACAAAUUUAUAGAGGUAAUGUUCCUGCUAAGGAAUUAGGAGGAGUGGUUUUGUUUGGACAAGAUGUGGCAGACAACACCAAAAAAUUUAUCGGCAGUAAUACUGUCAACUAUGUUGACGUUGUUGAUAAUAACAACAACUAUUGGCUAAUCAACAUCUCUGAUACAUCUGUUGUUAGCAGCCAAGGUGAGUCAUCCAAUGUCAUUUCCGAUUCAAGAUUAACAAUUAUUGAUUCAGGUACAACUGGUAUUGUCUUCCCCUUUGAUGAUGCUGUUGCAAUUCACAAACAAUUAUUCGGUGAUACUGGAUACCUUAAUGAUCAAAACGGGAACUUUGCUUUCCUUUGUAAUUAUACCAAUGAGAAUAUUGUGUUUAAUGUCGGUGGCACCAAGUUAAGCGUCAGUAGUUCAAAUUUUAAGGGUCAAGCAUACACUGACCCGCUGUUAUUUGGGUACUGUGCUUCCAAGAUUCAAGGAUUGAACAAUUAUGGUCAUUGGGUUCUUGGUCAAGCAUUUCUCAAGUCAUUUUAUACUGUUUUUGAUUUGGAUGCAAAUCAAAUUGGAUUUGGACAAGCAAGUUUGCAAUCUUUUGGUAUUGAAUUUGGAAAUGAAUCCAGCAGUUCAGCACUGUCAUCGGUAUUGUCCACCACAUGCGUGGAAACUUCUACUAAAAGUGUCCUCACUACAAUCACCCAUUAA
Spathaspora passalidarum NRRL Y-27907 is the source of this 1383-nucleotide messenger RNA. RefSeq names its product pepsin-like aspartic protease. Gene Ontology annotation, biological process: proteolysis. Gene Ontology annotation, molecular function: aspartic-type endopeptidase activity. Bases 1 to 1383 code for a protein of 460 amino acids. NCBI's taxonomy places the organism in Eukaryota, Fungi, Ascomycota, Pichiomycetes, Serinales, Debaryomycetaceae. The record is from RefSeq and is a predicted model, not a curated record. The transcript has 2 exons.